UUCAGCACAUUUCAUUUUGAGGGUAUAAUGAGAAGUCUUUACCUGUAUUUCAGCCUCAGUCUCUUCCUUGUCUUAGUUCUGCAAGAAGCCUAUGUAGCUCAGUCAGAGAAAGAUGGAGUUUACAUAGUGUACAUGGGAGCCUCACAUUCAGCCGAUGGAUCCCCAAGGCAUGAUCACUCCCAACUCCUCUCAUUGAUGAAAAGGAAGAAGAACCCUGUCAAACAUAGCUACAGCAAUGGCUUCUCCGGGUUUGCAGUACGCCUAUCAGGGGAAGAAGCAAAAUCGAUAGCUCAAAGACCUGGAGUAGUGUCUGUGUUUCCUGAUCCAGUUUUAAAACUUCACACUACUCAUUCCUGGGAGUUCUUGAAGUAUCAAACCUCUGUGAAGAUUGAUUCCUCUCCAGCUUAUCCUUCAGGCUCUUCUUCAGGUGGAGCAGACACCAUCAUCGGCGUGUUAGACACAGGAAUCUGGCCUGAAUCUGAGAGUUUCGAUGACAAGGAUGUAAGCGAAAUCCCAACAAAUUGGAAAGGAAAAUGCAUGGAAGGAAAAAAUUUCACUACCAAAAACUGCAACAAGAAAAUAAUCGGAGCAAGAUACUACGACGAUCCGGAUUCAGGGCCAUUUGUAAUGGGCACUCCCAGAGACGAAAUUGGCCAUGGCACACAUGUUGCUUCAACUGCAGCAGGGGGGCUUGUUUCUAAGGCAUCAUUUUAUGGCCUAGCUGAAGGGACUGCGGUAGGGGGCUCAACUGGGUCCCGAAUUGCCAUGUAUCGUGUUUGUCAGGACACAGGUUGCCUCGGGUCAGCUAUUCUUAAAGCAUUCGAUGAUGCAAUUGGGGAUGGCGUUAAUGUUCUGUCACUUUCCUUGGGUUCAAGUCCAGGAGAGCCAAAUUUCAUCACUGAUCCAAUAGCUAUUGGAGCUUUUCAUGCAAUGGAGAAGGGCAUUAUUGUGGCAUGCUCUGCAGGGAACAGUGGCCCUUUUCCAUCAUCUGUUGUAAAUGUUGCUCCUUGGAUCCUAACAGUUGCUGCCACCACAAUUGAUCGUGAUCUUGAGGCCAAAAUCAUGUUAGGAGGAAACAAGACGAUUAAGGGAGGAGGCAUAAAUUUUUCAGGGCUAAACAAAUCUCCCAAUUACCCCCUUAUAGCAGGAAGCUCAGCGAAGUCCAACACCAGUGACAUUGAUGCAUCCGAUGCACGAAACUGUGUCCCAGGUUCAUUGGAUGAUAGUAAGGUAAAAGGAAAAAUUGUCCUGUGUGAAAACAAUGAUGGAUAUUCGGAAAAAGAGAAAUACAGCACUCUGAAGAACCAAGGCGCAGUUGGGAUUAUAGUGAUUGACAACAACUUGAGGCAGGUGCCAUCAAAAUAUGGAACUUCUCCAAUCGCCAUAGUGACUGAAGAUGACAGAGAUAGCAUACUUUCUUAUAUUAACUCAAGCAGUGAUCCACUGGCCACAAUUCUACCAACAGCAGUGGUAUUAAAUUACAAGCCAGCUCCUGUUGUUGGCUAUUUUUCUUCGAGAGGUCCUGUUCCCGGAAUCAAAAACCUUAUUAAGCCUGAUAUUACAGCACCAGGUGUGGCCAUACUUGCAGCAUGGCCCGCAAACGACAAUGAUGAGGCUCUCCCUGGGAAGGAACCACCACAAUAUAACAUUCUGUCAGGCACUUCCAUGUCUUGCCCACAUGUUUCAGGCCUAGCUGCAGCAAUCAAGUCUCAGCAUCCUACUUGGAGUCCCUCGGCUAUCAGAUCAGCCAUCAUGACAACAGCAAUCCAGACAAACAACUUACAUGCCCCAAUCACAACAAACAUGGGAUCAAUAGCAACCCCUUAUGAUGUAGGUGCAGGCGAAAUAAGUGUAUCGGGCCCAUUGGAGCCGGGGCUCGUGUAUGAGACUGAAGUCAUUGACUACCUUCAAUUUCUAUGCAACAGUGGUUACGACACAGCUAAGAUAAAGAACAUUUCACAAACAAUUCCAAGUAACUUUGCAUGCCCCACUAACCCAAAUUCUGAUUCAAUCUCCAACAUGAACUACCCUUCCAUAGCCAUUUCCAACCUAAAGCAAAAUGAGAUCAAGACGGUUAACAGAACAGUGACUAAUGUUGGUGAGCAAGAUUCAACCUACACUGCUAUCGUGGAGGCUCCAGCUAAUGUGCACGUAGAAGUGGUGCCUAGUAAACUACAAUUCUCAAACGGAUUUAAUAAGCUAACAUUUCAAGUGACUUUUAAACUUACUGCUGCACCUCAGGAGUCCGUGUUUGGUUCAAUUACAUGGUCUGCAACCAAAUACAAAGUUCGGAGUCCAUUUGUUGUAGUCAAUGGUUAAACUAGAAAAGCUGAUGGUAGAAGUACUGGAUUGCCGAUAUAGCAUUCAUUAACAUAAAUGCCUUGAAAUAACAAUUGCUUGUCA
This is a messenger RNA of Andrographis paniculata, 2403 nucleotides long. RefSeq names its product CO(2)-response secreted protease. The transcript has 9 exons. Gene Ontology annotation, molecular function: serine-type endopeptidase activity. Gene Ontology annotation, biological process: proteolysis. Lineage: Eukaryota; Viridiplantae; Streptophyta; Magnoliopsida; Lamiales; Acanthaceae. The record is from RefSeq and is a predicted model, not a curated record. Bases 28 to 2319 code for a protein of 763 amino acids.